CCUCGCUUCCCAAACCAGGGGGGGAAAAUGCCAAGACACGAUUUGUACAUUACAGUUCCCAAUUUGUUUCGAUGUCCGAUAUCGUUAGACGUGAUGACAUCCCCUAUGAGCUUGUGCACGGGUGUAACGUACGACCGAACCAGCAUCCAGCGUUGGCUUGACAGCGGCAACAACACGUGUCCCGCCACCAUGCAAGUUCUUCAAACCAAAGAUUUCGUUCCCAACCGUAAUUUACAACGCCUCAUUCAGAUCUGGUCCAACUCGGUGGCUUGCCGUCAACUCCACGCCGAAUCGGUCGUCGUUCCUUCUCAAGACCAGGUCAAAAUUUUGGUCAAACAGCUUGAUAAUGGCUGCAUUUCAGCGUUAACGAAGAUCGUUUGUUUCGCGAGAGAAUCAGAGGAGAACCGCGAAUUCCUCGCGAGAAUGGACGGAUUUCUGAACGCGGUUUACGAUUUCAUGAGGAAUGCGGAAGCGGACAUCAAAUUAAUCGAACAAGUUGUUCAGAUUUUGGAUUUGAUGAUAAAUAAAUAUUUGGAUAAGAAGAAGCCAUUAUUGGAAUCGAAUUGCUUGUCGACGAUUCAUCUUGUUUUACAAAUAGGAAGUUCAGAUUCCAAAAUCCAAUCGGUUCGGUUACUGGAAUCUCUAGCGGUGGAUGGAGAAUCCAAGCUCAAAAUAGCCGAAAAAGAGGGGUUACUAGUCGAAUUGGUAAAAUCAUUAACUAAGGACAAUGAUCCAAGGUUGAUCGAAGCGAGCUUAUCUUGUUUGAUAGCAAUCGCGACGCGCAAAAGAGUGAAAACAAAAGUAAUCCAAUCUGGAACAAUACCAGAAUUAAAGAUCCUCUUAUCUGAACCAAACAUGACCACCGUUUCGAUGAUCGAAAAAUCACUAAAACUGCUGGAAACAUUAUCGUCUUGCAAAGAAGGGAGUGUGGAGAUACGGCAUGAUUCGAUAUUGCUACAAGCGAUCGUGCAGAGAGUAUUGAAAGUAUCGAGCAAAGCGACGGAGCACGCAGUGACGAUACUUUGGAUGGUUUGCUAUUUGUUCAGGGAGGAGGAGGCGGUAGAAGCGGUGGUUAGCGGCAAUGGGAUGACCAAGAUUUUGUUGCUUAUUCAAAGCAAUUGUUCUCCGGCAGUUAGGCAAAUGUCUGCCGAUUUGCUCAAGAUUUUUGGGGGUAACUCUAAGCCUUGUUUAUCAAGUUAUGAUACUAAGACCACCCAUAUCAUGCCCUUUUGA
Molecule: messenger RNA, 1233 nt
Organism: Hibiscus syriacus
Lineage: Eukaryota; Viridiplantae; Streptophyta; Magnoliopsida; Malvales; Malvaceae
Product: U-box domain-containing protein 27-like
Exons: 1
Coding region: 28-1233 (401 amino acids)
Biological process (GO): protein ubiquitination
Molecular function (GO): ubiquitin protein ligase activity
Source: RefSeq, a predicted model, not a curated record